Vollenhovia emeryi is the source of this 1582-nucleotide messenger RNA. It is a transcript of the gene Zpr1, whose product is annotated as zinc finger protein ZPR1. The transcript is spliced from 3 exons. The record is from RefSeq and is a predicted model, not a curated record. Gene Ontology annotation, molecular function: zinc ion binding. Lineage: Eukaryota; Metazoa; Arthropoda; Insecta; Hymenoptera; Formicidae. The coding region runs from base 73 to 1407 and encodes 444 amino acids. Gene Ontology annotation, cellular component: cytoplasm; nucleus.
CCUCUCGCGCGACCAUCGAUAUCACGCGCACGUGCGACGCGUAUCGCGCGACCUAACCUCGCGGGCGGAGAAAUGGCGGCCGCUGGGGGACGGACGGAGGACGAGAGGAGCAAGCCGAUCUUCCGCGAGCUGUCGGCCGGCGAUCCGGAGCCGGAGAUUACGGAAAUCGAGAGCCUGUGCAUGGAAUGCGGCAAGAAUGGCGUCACCCGGCUGCUGUUGACCAGAAUCCCGCACUACAAGGAUGUGGUGCUCAUGUCCUUCGAGUGCGAGCACUGCGGCUAUCGGAACAACGAGAUCCAGAGCGGCGGCAAGAUAGCGGAGAAGGGGAUCGAGAUGACGCUGCGAGUGGCGACGUCGCAAGAUCUGAAUCGCCAGGUGGUCAAGUCCGACUACACCAGCAUUCGCGUGCCCCACUUGGACUUCGAGAUUCCCGCGCAGUCCCAGAAGGGAGAGAUCACGACUGUGGAGGGGAUAAUCGACAAGAGCAUCGGCGCGUUGGAGCAGGAUCAGCCCAGGCGUCGGGAGGAAUUUCCAGACACCGCGGGCGAGAUAGAUCUGUUUAUUAGCAAAUUGCGCGCGCUGAAGAUAUUGGACGAACCGUUUACCAUCAUCUUUCAAGACGUUUCGGGAAACAGCCACGUGGAGAACCCGAAGGCGCCGAUCAAAGAUAGCCAGUGUACUGUAACGUAUUUCAAAAGGACGAAAGAACAGAAUCAUAUGUUAGGGAUAUAUUCUGACAACGAGGACGUUUUACUCAAGCCCAUACAGGAGGGAGAAUAUCCUUUGGAGGAAAUUGAGGGCGAGGUGAUGUCCUUUCCUACCAAUUGUCCGGACUGCAACAGUCCUUGUGAGACAAACAUGAAGCUGACGAAUAUACCGCACUUUAAAGAGGUUGUUAUAAUGGCCACGCUGUGCGAGUCUUGUGGUCACAGAACUAAUGAAGUGAAAAACGGCGGUGGGAUCGAACCACAAGGAGUCAGAAUUGAAGUGACGAUAACAGGUAGGGAAGACUUCAGUCGCGACCUACUGAAAUCCGAGACCUGCGACAUGGAGAUACCCGAGCUCGAGCUGGAGGUCGGUCCAGCCAUUUUGGGCGGUCGAUUCACGACCGUCGAAGGGAUCGUAGCGGCGAUGAAAGAACAGUUGUCGUCGUCCACAGCUUUCACCGGUGACAGCAGUGACUCGGAAACCGUGAAGAGGAUGGACACGUUUAUCGCACAAUUGGGGAAAAUUUUGGACGGUCAGAGAAAAGUGACUUUGAUACUCGACGACCCGGCCGGAAAUAGCUACGUGCAAAGUCUUACCGACGACGGGCCUGACGAUAGAUUGAAGAUCACCAAGUACGACAGAAGUUUCGAGCAGAAUGAAGAGCUUGGUCUCAACGAUAUAAAAGUCGAAAAUUAUUAGGUGUCUACUAAAAUAGAGAAACAAAUAUCGUUACAGUACAAAAGUCAUUACAUGUAAGAAUGGGUGGGAACGAAACGUCCCGAACUACUUAUUGUUUUUAUAACAAUUUUAUUGUUGAAAUGAUUCAUCGUGUAAAUACAAAUUUUUACUUUGGGGGCGGAAAUCUACUCCACUA